Molecule: messenger RNA, 2703 nt
Organism: Cricetulus griseus (Chinese hamster)
Lineage: Eukaryota; Metazoa; Chordata; Mammalia; Rodentia; Cricetidae
Source: RefSeq, a predicted model, not a curated record
AUGGAGACAAAUCCCUCCUUAGUGGUAUCACAGUCUCACCCAGACUUGGUCAUCCAUGUAAAAGAAGUGACUCUUGGGGAAGAAAACCGAAAGAAAAUGAACUCAACAAAGAGAAAAGUGGAGAAGACAAGAAUUGCAAUGGUUGCCUGUGCUCUGUUAAACUCCGGAGGAGGAGUGCUUGAGAUACAAAUGGCCAAUAACAGUGAUCGUCCUGUGGAGAUGGGACUGGAUUUGGAAGAGUCCUUGAGAGAGCUUAUCCAGUCUUCUGAUCUUCAGGCUUUCUUUGAGACCCAGCAACGAGGGAACCAGUUUUACAUUUUUAUUAAAUCUUGGAGCUGCAGCCCUGAAGACAGUUCUGCUAAGCCUCGCAUUUGCAGCCAAAAUUCUUCCUUGUGCCGUAGGUCAGGAACAUCUGUGGUUACCAUGAAUUCAACAGAGGCAUUCAUAUUUCUAAAGAAUAAGAAGAAAGCCAAGUGUAGUCUGUCUGAUGAAGGAGCUUCCCCUUUUAAAAUUCCCAGAACUAUGCAUCAGAAUUGCCUUGAAUCAAAUCCUGCUUUUGAAAUUUUCCAAAGUGAGAAACUUGAAUAUGGUCAAAGCUUGCCUUUCCCUGAAUCUACAUCUAUAGAGUUUAAACAAUUCUCUACAAGACGUGCUCCAGACUAUAUAAGAAGUGUAAUUCCAGAGUAUGUCUGUGCGUUUGCAAACACCUGUGGAGGCUACCUUUUCAUUGGAGUGGAUGAUAAGAGCAAGGUCCAGGGAUGCCCAAAAGAAAAUGUUGACCGAAACACUUUGGAAACAUUGGCAAAGGAAGCAAUAUCCCAGCUGCCAGUUUUCCAUUUUUCUUCAUCUGAAGAAAAGGUGUCUCACAAGAUCAGAAUCAUAGAUGUGUUUCGAGAGGGGAAAUUGCAUGGUUAUCUCUGUGUGAUCAAAGUGGAACCUUUCUGCUGUGCAGUGUUCUCCAAACCUCCCACUUCAUGGAUGGUAGACAAGGAGAAAGGUAUCUACAGCCUGACCACCGAGGAAUGGGUAGGCAUGAUGGUGGAUGCUGGUCCAGAUCAUCUGCAACUAUGUGAAGAUUUUAAGAGUCAGCUGAGUCUCUCCAACAGCCCCCCACGCUGCAGACCAGUGUAUUCUAAGAAAGGACUGGAGCAUAAAGUCGAUCUCCAAAAGCGUUUAUUUCCAGUGUCACCAGGAUGUUUGACAUACACUCCUGAAUCUCUCUGGGGGGAGUUGUGCACAGAGAAUAAGGAACUAAAGGACUUAAUAACCCAGCAAAUGCACUCUGUCCACUGUGGUUUGCUGAUCCUCUCUAGGAGCUGGGCAGUGGACCUGGACUUGGAGGAGAAGGAGGGAGUCAUCUGUGAUGCUCUUCUGAUUGCAGAGAAGAGCUCCCCCACCCUCUACACCAUCCUUAAACAGCAGAAUGUGUGGGGACAGGACUACUGUACCCGCACCGCCUUUGCUCUCAAGCAGAAACUAGUGAACACCGGUGGCUACACUGGGAAGGUGUGUGUCAUGACCAAGGUUCUCUGCCUGAGUCCCAAGAGCAAAGUAGACACCAGUGAGGGGUCAGCCCCUUCUAUAGAUUACCCACUCUCCUAUAACCUUCCAAACACCCAGGAAGUGGAAACCUUGCUGCAGGCCCUUGUGAUUGUCUUGCUCAACUUCAGAUCUUUCUUGAGUGACCAGCUUGGCUGUGAAGUUUUGAAUCUUCUCACAGCCCAACAAUAUGAGAUGUUCUCAAAAAAUCUCCGCAAACACAGGGAACUGUUUGUGCAUGGCUUGCCAGGGUCAGGGAAGACAAUCAUGGCCAUGAAGAUCAUGGAAAAGAUCAGAAACACAUUCCACUGUGAAGCAAAUAGAAUUCUCUACAUCUGUGAAAAUCGACCUUUGAGGGACUUGAUCAGGGCAAAAAAUAUUUGCCAGGCAGUGACCCGGAAAUGUUUCAUGAAAUGUGAGUUUGAGACAAACAUGAUCCAACACAUCAUUGUUGAUGAAGCCCAGAAUUUCCGCACAGAAAAUGGGGACUGGUAUAAGAAGGCAAGAGACAUCACUCAGAGAGAUAACAAGAAUCUCGGAAUUUUCUGGAUCUUUCUGGACUAUUUUCAGACCAGCCACACACAUGAGAGUGGCCUCCCAUGUUUCUCACACCAAUAUCCAAAGGACGAGCUCACAAGAGUGGUACGCAAUGCAGAUAGAAUAGCCAUGUUCUUACAAAAGGAGUUACAGGAAAUCAGAAAUAACCCUCCACCCAGGAUCUCUGCUGAGUCUCUGGAGAUACUCAAUGAAUUUACGUGGGCUAAUGGCGUAUCAGGCAGCUUUAAUCUCAGACACUUCAGCUUGAAAGAAAUGGUGAGCUAUGUAGCAAAUAAAUGCAAUUGUUUCCUGAGGAAUGGCUACUCUUCCCAUGAUAUCGCUGUGCUUUUCAGCACAGAAGAGGAAAAGAGUAAACAUCAAGAUAAGUUCCUGAGCGAAAUGAGGAAGAGGAGAGUGUCUCAGAUGGAUGAUGCGUUCGUCUAUUCUACUGCAAUGUUUGACAGCAUCCGUCGAUUCUCAGGCCUGGAAAGAAGCAUCGUGUUUGGUAUUAAUCCCCAUGCAGUUGAGCUGGACAUUUCCAGCAACCUCUUGGUCUGCUUAGCUUCCAGAGCAAUGAAACAUCUGUAUAUUCUGAGGUUUCCUGAUCAUUCCACACCAUCAGUGUAG